Messenger RNA from Pyrenophora tritici-repentis Pt-1C-BFP, 2031 nucleotides. Its product is annotated as PutP, Na+-proline symporter. Gene Ontology annotation, cellular component: plasma membrane. Gene Ontology annotation, molecular function: spermidine transmembrane transporter activity; urea transmembrane transporter activity; putrescine transmembrane transporter activity. The record is from RefSeq and is a predicted model, not a curated record. Gene Ontology annotation, biological process: putrescine transport; urea transmembrane transport; spermidine transport. NCBI's taxonomy places the organism in Eukaryota, Fungi, Ascomycota, Dothideomycetes, Pleosporales, Pleosporaceae.
AUGAGUACUACUCCGCCGCUCAGCCAAGGCUUCGGCUAUGGCAUUGUCAUUGGUCUUGGUUUUGCCUUCUCUUUUGGAAUGAUCUUGACGACAUUCGUUCUCAAGAGAUACAACUAUGAACUUCAAACUUCAGAGAUGUUUUCCACGGCUGGACGUACAGUCAAGUCUGGACUUGUCGCCUCAGCAGUAGUUUCGUCGUGGACUUGGGCAGCAACGCUACUCCAAUCCAGCGCCGUCGCAUAUCGAUAUGGUGUAUCUGGACCGUUCUGGUACGCUUCGGGUGCGACUGUACAGAUCAUCUUGUUUGCUACAAUUGCUAUUGAGCUGAAGCGAAGAGCUCCUAACGCCCAUACCUUUCUUGAGGUUAUUCGCGCUAGAUACGGUACCGUGACACACAUAGUGUUCAUGGUAUUUGGUCUCUUCACCAAUAUUCUCGUCACUUCCAUGCUGUUGACUGGAGGCUCCGCUGUUGUGACAUCGCUCACCGGUAUGCCCACUGCUGCUGCAUGCUUCUUGCUGCCUGUUGGUGUGGUCUUGUACACUAUGUUCGGAGGUAUCAAAGCGACAUUUCUGACGGACUAUGCACACACUGUCGUCAUCUUGGUCAUUCUUUUGAUGUUUGCAUUCACCGCAUACGCCACUAACGAGCACCUCGGAAGUCCUGGCAAAGUCUUCGAUUUAUUGGUUCAAGCCGCUGCGGAUCACCCGGUUGAAGGAAACGCAGGUGGCUCGUAUAUGACUAUGCGCUCAAAAGAGGGAGCUAUCUUCUUCGUGAUCAAUAUUGUAGGCAACUUUGGAACCGUCUUUUGCGACAACGGUUACUAUAACAAGGCCAUUGCCGCUAGUCCUGUAGACGCCCUACCAGGUUACAUCAUCGGCGGUCUCUCCUGGUUCGCAAUUCCGUGGCUCGCGGCUACGACUAUGGGUCUCAGUGCUCUUGCACUGGAGAGUAACCCUGUAUUUCCUGGAUACCCGAACCGCAUGGCCGACGCUGACGUGACUGCUGGGCUCGUGCUGCCUACAGCCGCUGUCGCCUUGAUGGGAUCAGGAGGGGCUGCUGCUGUUUUGCUCCUAGUUUUCAUGGCAGUGACUUCUGCGAUGUCUGCAGAACUCAUCGCUGUUUCAUCCAUCUUUACCUAUGAUUUCUACCAGACAUACAUCAACCCCGCUGCUACUGGAAGACAGCUCAUCUACAUGUCGCAUACCAUGGUUGUUGGCUUCGCUGUCGCGAUGGCAGCAUGGUCAACCGGCUUGUUCUAUAUCGGCAUCUCCAUGGGCUACCUGUAUCUUCUUAUGGGCGUUAUAAUCUCCUCCGCCGUUCUCCCCGCAACCCUAACGCUCAUGUGGUCGAAAAUGAACUGGGCUGCUGCUACAUUCACACCACCACUCGGCUUCGCAUGCUCGUUGAUCGCAUGGCUUGUUACAGCCCAGAAAGAGAGUGGAGAGCUCACAGUUGCUUCAACAGGCGCCAACAACCCCAUGUUGGCAGGAAACGUGGUCGCACUACUCUCGCCACUGAUCUUCGUUCCCAUGCUGACAUACUCGUUUGGACCGCAAAACUAUGAUUGGGUCAGCAUGAAGGCGAUCCGAAAAGGCGAUGACCACGACCUUGCUCUCGCUGCAAACGUUGAUCUAGAGCGCGUUCCAGGCGAACAACGACGCGCCAUUGACGCCGAAGAGGAAGAGCAAGCCAAGCUUCUCAAAGCGUCCCGCAUUGCUCGCUGGUUGACCCUUUUCAUGGCUGUAUCGUUCCUCGUGCUCUGGCCCAUGCCCAUGUACGGCUCAUCAUACAUUUUCAGCAAGAAAUUCUUUACCGGAUGGGUCGUUAUCGGUAUUCUCUGGAUGUUCUGCUCCUGCUUCGCUGUAGGGCUGUAUCCGCUUUGGGAAGGCAGGAAGACCAGUGUACGGACAUUCAAGUCGAUUUACUGGGACAUCACGGGAAAGAAGAAGCCGAAUAAGGCUAUGGAGGUUACUGAGGGCGAAGGCACGGAUACGCCUCCCGAAGCCGUGUCUGAGAAGAUGAAGGGGUAG